GUAUUUUUAGGCCUGUCAUCCCCAAGUGGGGUACAACACAGGCCCCAGACAGCAUAUAAAGGCUGCCGAAGGGCACAGCGGGUGAAUACUUCAGAGUGACAUUGGAGGAAAACACUGCAGGCUCCCAUGGACAGGCUGGUAGGAUGUGCUGUCUCCACAAGCGUCAACCCAUGUAGACAAGAUGACAUCAUCAACAACAACAACACAGAGAUGACAGAGGACUCGCAUACGCAGAACAACCAAGGUAGCCAUGACCUAGAAGCCCACGACACCAGUGUGCUACCAGUGUUAUCUGGGGUUUUGCCUGAGGAGGGUUCCCAGGCAUCGCUGAAGACUGAGCGGGGCAUGGAAGUGGUCCACCGGCAGUGGAAACUGGAAGUGCUGGGGAACAAAAAUGCCAAGACAAACUCUUCAUCUACAGAUGGUGUACAGUCUAAGCGGACAGUGUUUGAAAAGUGGGCCUCCAAGGGACAGGACGCCCAAAGGCCCUUAGCCAAGCGGCAGCUGUCAGUGGAGAGCGCCACACGGUCCUCCAGGGUGCUGAAGAAGACUGCAGUCAGGCAGCAGGAAGCUGAACCCGCUCAGGCCAGUGUGAAGCUCCAGACACCCAGUACUCCUAGCACUCCCAGGACAUGUAACUCCAGCAGAAAGACUCGCAAAGACCUUUUCUUCAGCACAGAAGUCUUCCAGCAAAUGGACGCUCAGGCGAUUAAUGAAGGAAAAGAACUGAGGGAACAGAAGGUCUUCUCAGUGCAGGCCAUCACCAAGGCCAUCACGCAAGGAGCGAAGAGUGAUCUGGAGAAACUGCGUGCCAUCUGGGUGUGGCUGUGCCACAACAUCGAGUAUGACUUGGAUGGCUAUCUGGGCCUGUCAGAGAAGCUGUGUUCCCCAGAGAAGGUCAUUGAGGCCGGUCGGGGUGUCUGCUGUGGGUAUUCCAGCAUCUGCCAAGAGAUGUGCAGGGAGGUGGGCAUCGAGUGCCUGGAGGUACCAGGCCAUGGAAAAGGAAUUGAUUACCAGCAAAGCCAAAGCUACCAGAACAUUGGAUCCAACCACAUGUGGAACACUGUCCAACUUGGGGGACACUGGUACCUGCUGGAUGCUUGUUGGGGAGCUGGAAAGGUGGAUAUUAAGAAGAAGGCCUUCAUCAAAAGGUAUGAUGACUUCUACUUCCUAGCAGAUCCUGAGGACUUCAUUGAUUCCCACUACCCGGUUGAGCAGAAAUGGCAGCUGUUGGACACUCCCAUCACCCUCGAGGAGUUUGAGAAGCGGGUCUUCAAGACAUCACAGUUCUACAGGCUGGGUCUUAAGCUCAUAAAGCCCAGGCACUCCCUCCUGGUUACAGAGGGGGGUGAGGCCACCGUGUCCAUGGGAUUCUCCCUUCCAUUGGACUUCACUUACCAGAUUAGCCAGCAGGGUGGCGGAGAGCCCAGUGAUGUCAGCAGCUCAUUUGGCCUACUAACGGUGACCCAGUUGAGCAUGCAGUUGCGGCUGCUGCCCCCCACCAAAGGUACUUAUGACAUCAUGGUGUUCGCACGUCCUUCUGGCUCCUCCAGCUCCUUCAGCUGGGUCUGCUCCUUCUUGCUGGAGUGCCCUGAGCCUAAGGCCAUGGAGGAGCUCCCUGAGAACCCUUUCCAGUCCUGGGGACUGCAGCCCAGCGCCAGUUGCCUGGGAUUAGGACACUGCAACCUUGGUGCCGAGCCAGCGAUGGUGGAAAGCGGUGCACUUGAGCUGCAGCUCCACACCCUCCGGCCACUCAUGAUGAUCUGCGAGCUGAUCCAUAAAGACCUGGACCAGAUGCUGGCCAAGCGUUGCUUAGCAACACAGAUCCAGCCCAACCUCCUCACCUGCCACAUCGUCUGCCCCUACCGUGGCUUCUACCGGCUCUCUGUAUUUGUUCGGGACUACGAGCGGGUCGAAGAUAGUUUUCAGAACGCAGGGAACUUCUUGCUGUGUUGCACGAGGAAUCCCAUCAACCUCAACCAACUAUUCCCGCUGACCCUCAGCUCCUCCUGCGGACCCGGCAUCAGGACAAUCGAUGCCGGCUUGUCCAAGUUCAGCCACAUGGGGGCCAUCAUCAGCACUCAGCAGGGCAAGUGCAACAUCACCUUCCACAGCCCACCAGAGCUGGAUCUGCACGCCGUGCUCACCAGAGAGCUGCACAAGCAGCCAGCGCAGCCAUUGCUCCGGCAUGUAUUCUUCACCUACACGGACUCCAAGGUCACACUGUGUGUCACACUGCCCAAGGCCGGCAUCUACAGACUGGGGCUCUAUGGCAAGAACACACCCGGCCCAGACUUCAGGCUGCUGUGUGAUUUCGUGCUGCGCAACUCCUCGGACGUCAGCUGGCCUCAGUUUCCCUGCACCUACUCGGCGUGGAAAAAGGGCUGCGUGCUUUUCGAGCCCCGUGGCGGCCUGCUGGAGCCGCAGUCCCAAGUGCAUUUCCGAGUACGUGUCCCCGGGGCACAGAGGGUGGUCGUGGUCGGGGAGACCCAGACCGACCUGCGUCUCAAUAAGAGCAGGGUGUGGGAAGGUGAGGCCUUCACUGGCAGUCCUGGGUCCCAGCUGAAACUGGCUUCCAGUUCGGGUGGAGAGGCCACUGAAAUGGCUGUCAUGAUGGUCUUUGAUGUCCUGAGCCAGAGUAAUGAGGAGUGAAAUGUCCUGUAUACAGAACUUCAAAGCACUCAAUAGAACACAGAGAGAAAUGUUUUCUGUUAGAAGCAGAGAAGGGGGCAUGGCUGUAAGACUAAAAAGAUGAGGUCACAUUUUUCAGCUGAAAACAAUUUAAAAACAUUUUUUUCCUUUCUCAGAAAUUAUAUUUUAACAGUUACAAAAAUAUUUAAUAAUACUAAUUAAACGGACAGACAAGCUAUAACACAAGUGUUAACCUGAGUCUUCACCCUACAGACACAAACUCAGCUAAGCUUUCUCACCCCAGCAGCUACAAACGAAUAAUUUAACUGAGCAGCGGAUGUGAACUACGGCAGCUAUAAGAACCCCAGGGUUAAAAUAACUGCCAGUUACAGCCACAGGUGUGAACAUUAGAAACUAAUAUUAAAUAAUAAUUGUAUUUUAUGUGUCAGUACAGGCAAUGGUUAUACAAGAUGAUGUGAUAAUCAUUACAAUAUAGCCAAAAACUGGAGACUGGUGUGUUAAUAUUACUAAAGAUGUCUGGGGAGCAUUCCAGCCUUGUGCCCUAUGGAGCCUGGGAUAAGCCACAACCUCCAGUGACCCUGGCGAAAAUGAGCCAUUAGGAGAUGGAUGCAUGCAUGAUGUGUGCACACAAAUAUACAUUCUGAAUGGAGUCACGCAUCUGGAUAAUAUGCCAGAUUUGACUAAUUGUGUCUGUAAAGAAAAAUGAUCAUACCUCCCAGGGAUAUUGAUGUACUUACUGUAAGUAUGAUAUUAUUAAUGUUGCUACCAACAAUGCUAUAAUAAAAAAGUUCUUAUUAUUCAA
Molecule: messenger RNA, 3454 nt
Organism: Brienomyrus brachyistius
Lineage: Eukaryota; Metazoa; Chordata; Actinopteri; Osteoglossiformes; Mormyridae
Gene: ky
Product: kyphoscoliosis peptidase
Exons: 7
Coding region: 127-2652 (841 amino acids)
Source: RefSeq, a predicted model, not a curated record